Messenger RNA from Branchiostoma belcheri (Belcher's lancelet), 6866 nucleotides. RefSeq names its product interferon regulatory factor 2-binding protein-like. Bases 192 to 2117 code for a protein of 641 amino acids. Gene Ontology annotation, molecular function: transcription corepressor activity. Gene Ontology annotation, biological process: regulation of transcription by RNA polymerase II. Gene Ontology annotation, cellular component: nucleus. The record is from RefSeq and is a predicted model, not a curated record. NCBI's taxonomy places the organism in Eukaryota, Metazoa, Chordata, Leptocardii, Amphioxiformes, Branchiostomatidae. The transcript has a single exon.
CAGAGCGCAUGCGCGUCUGGGUGAAAGAAAAUAUCUAUUGAGUGAAGUGGGUUGUGGUGCUGUAGACAGCUGAGCAGACGGAUCAGUCCGGAGCCGUAUGCUGUUUGAAAAUGUUGGUCGCCGUGUAACCGCCCGGCUCACAGGUUGACAGGUUUCUGCGAGUGUGAGUGGGACCAGGAAACGCGCUGACAAUGGCCGUGCCGUCACAGAAACUCCAGCGGCAGCACUGCUACUUGUGCGACCUGCCGAGAAUGCCUUGGGCGAUGCUGUGGGACUUCUCCGAGGCCGUGUGCCGCGGCUGCUGCAACUACGAGGGAGCCGACCGUAUCGAGCUGGUCAUUGAGACGGCUCGGCAGAUGAAGCGGGCUCACGGGUUUCAAGAGCGCGGCUCGGCCACUCCGGGACCGAUCAUUAUGAAGCAGUCUCCGGGCCCUCCCCCUCCGGGCGCCGUUCUCCAGCGUCCGCCGCACGACGGAAUCCCGCCCGGGGGGAACUCUGGGGAGGGACGCCCGCCGCCGCUGGUUGAUCGAUACCCCAUCCACGAAAGACCGCGGGGAUCCAUGCUCGAUUACCCGCCGUCACAGAGACCACUGACAGGGAUGCCGGGUCCCUUCGCGCCGCUGGACGAGUCGACCGACCCGCGCGCCCGGGCCAGCCCGAGAAGGGGCCCGCCCCUGGCCCAGCACGUCCCGCCCAUGCCGCCACAUUCCGUCGGUAUCGCACCGCCAAUGAACCGCGGCCCGCUGCCUCCCCAGCCGCCGAUACCGCAGCCCUCGCCGCCCACGGGCAAGUCGCGUCACCAAAACAACAAGACUGCCAACAACUCAACAGGUGACAAGAACGACAAGGAGGACACGGCGAGUGACAGCUCGUCCACUGACCUCGCCACAGACACCGAGGUGUCAAGGAACGGAGACGACUUUCACCAGAGACCUCCCCUGGUGCGCGAGACACUGGCGACCUUGUCACAGAGCACGCCAUUCGAGGUACGUUUCAAGAAAGACCACAGCCUAAUGGGCAGGGUAUUUGCAUUUGACGCGAGUUCAAAGCCAGGCUUUGACUACGAGCUGAAAAUUUACAUAGAGUAUCCCAGCGGGUCUGGGAACGUGUACUCCAGCGCUUCAGGUGUUGCCAAGCAGAUGUAUCACGACUGCAUGAAGGACUUUGGCAAGGGUCUGUCAUCUGGUUUCAAGUACCUGGAGUACGAGAAGAAGCACGGAUCAGGCGACUGGCGUCUUCUUGGGGACCUCCUUCCAGAGGCAUCACGCUUCUUCAAGGAGCCAGUCAACCCUGAGAUGAUCCCCCAGCCGUACAUCGACGCCAGCUGCCCCAUCCUUCCCAUCGCAUCCUGCAACAUCCCUCGUUCCCUGCCAAAGAUGAGGAAGAGGAAAGCAUCUCCCGACCCAGACUUAGAGAGGGAUGCAAAAAUCAGCGACGAGCAGCACCAAAGGCAGCAGUGGAUGCAGAGCCAGGCCGAGGCGCUGAAGCUCACCAUAAGUUCCACCGGGUACGGCCAACCAACGCGCCCUUCUGCAGUGUCGCCCCUGACGAACAUGGGCACACCUCCUGAUGCAGCCAGCAUGCAGAACGGUCCAUCUCCCAUGGCUGCCCUGAUGUCUGUGACAGACAAUCUAGUGACGCCCAUCUCUCCUGUGAAAGAUACGUCCUCGUCGGCCCCUUCCGGGACGACAGUCACGAGUACGAAUUCACGACGCAGCCCAAACUCAGCCCCAGGGCAGCACAUGCGCAGGGCACCACGGAGCAGUGAGAUGCACCAGGUUGUCACCAGAGAUCAGGAGAGCAACGCGAACUCUCAUCCUCUCCCCGACUCCUCCGUCAACUCCACUAACUCCUCCCUCACCUGCACCCUUUGUCACGAGAGACUCGAAGACACCCACUUCGUACAGUGCCCUUCCGUGCUCAGCCACAAAUUCUGCUUCCCCUGCUCCCGGGAAAGCAUCAAGAAGCAGGGGGCGAACGGAGAAGUGUACUGUCCGAGUGGAGAGAAGUGCCCCUUGGUAGGAUCCAGUGUUCCAUGGGCCUUCAUGCAAGGUGAGAUUGCCACCAUCUUGGGUUCGGAGGAAGCUGUGAAGGUCAAGAAGGAAAGGGAGACUUGAUAGACAAGUGAUGGAAUCACCUUGCAGGUGACAGCAACAAUGAACAUUUCAAGGACUCCAAAGACUUUUUGAGUUAAGAUAAGUCUUAAAAGAAGUGCUGGAAAGAAGAAGUAUUCCAUAGGGACUUCUAAGUGGUAAGGACAUAACACCAUGCUAAAGGUGAGAAGUUGUAGGACAAGUUGGAUUUUGUAGCUGUCUCUUAGGAAAGAAAUUCUGUACUCUGAAAAGGAGGGCCAGAACUGCUGGUAAGUUUGGCACUUCAGUCUCUGUUGUAAGAAAAGCAGACAGGGCACAAGCACUAGGGUGUAAACACUGUUGCCUGGCAGUUGUGUAGUUAGCCAGGUCAGCUGGAUUUGUUCAUGUGCAUUUUGUGUUAAACUGCCUGCCUCAUCAGUCAGCAUGAAAAAAGUCUCAGAGCACUCCAGCCCGAAAUUGGGGGGGCCAGAACAAAGGUAUCAUUCAGGCUGGAUGGAAAUCUUAGCUGUGUGUAUUUACAUACGGAAUUGUCAGCGGCCAGUACAGAGUACAACAGCAACCAAAACGGUCUCCUGACUCCAGCCUAUUGAGUCUAGCCGCCUGUUGUGAUGGAACUCUCAAAUGGCAGGGUGUCAGGUUCAGUCUGUAAUGUAGUAGGCAGGCUAAAAGAAUCACAGGCACCCCUGUAACCAGAGAGGUGCUGGGUCCAGUUUCCUGGCAUCAUUGUGAGGAAUGUUUGCAGGUGCUGUGCUGGAGUAAAGUAGGGGAUCAGGUCGCUCCAAGGGGAGAGAGGUGGGCUGGGAGCAUGUUGUUUUGAGUUGAAGCUUUGUCUGGGUGCCUAAUUGUUAUGGACACUGUGCAGCACACAAAUCAGAAACUGAAGGAUGCAGGGCAGUCUGUGUCAGGGCGAGGAAAAGUAGUCCUUUCGCCAGGCAAUUCAGGCCAGCAGGAUUUAUUGAUCUGCGGCUCAUCAAUGGCGGGGUAUUGUUUGCCCGCUUUAGUGACAUCAUCGCACUGAUUUUGCCCCCAGAUCAAGUGACAGGACAGGAAGGGGCAUUAAUCAAUGUCAUUGUGUUUGUGCAAAUAGCUGGGGUUGUGAAGACCUUGGCCAGGUCCACUCCCAGAGGUAGAGAGGACUGCCCUGCAUUUUAAUGUGUUACGCGCCCCUUGGAAAAGUGUUGUAUUCUGCUAGAGUAAAAAGAUCUCAAAGAGUAAUGUUUAAUGUUCACAGUUUUAGUUCCUAUGUAAAAGCAAAGACAGGGGAGUUUGCACCUUUCUGUUUGCGUAGCAGUUUCCUUUGCUUGUCAAGUCAUCAUUGUUGCAUAUUGACACCUAAUCGUGAAUUGAUGGUCUCCACAUGUCAGCCCGCCUUGUCUGUGCCUUCACUUUCACUGAAUGACUGAGGGAGAGUGUUUGUGUGUGUCUGUGAGUGAGAGGAAUGCUAACUUCCCAUCAAUGGGACCCACCAUUUCCCUUGGACCCAAAACAUAUGGCCCUACAAGCCUCUCUCCACCCUUCCACUACACAAAUGUAAAUCAAUAGCAGCAUAUCAGGUAGCCUGUCUGGGAGAAUGAUAUGCCUAAAGCCUCAGGCUGCCCCAUUCAGACACAACUCCUCUGGCACUCUACCCUCCAUCAGUCCAUGUUGAGCACAUCAGGCAAUCCCUGGGCUGUUAUGUUUGGUUUGUUUGGCGGUCACCAGAGACGGCCGUAUAGGAUUUACAUCUGCAAACCCAUGCCGUUUGGACCAGUGUGCGUUUCAGACAGGCUCCUUUUAUCUGCCGACAGUGGGUGUACCAAAGCGCAGGGUUGCAAGUUCACUGGCUUCCAAACAUAGCCCACAGUAGACCCACGCACAUUCAUAGCCAGCAGGAGGAGAUUCUCAAAUCAAACAACUCUUUGGUGGGGCCACAGCAAUUUGAUUUCUUGGUUCUUGGAUUUUAGAAUAUAAUGCUAAAUUGGAAUAUCAACAUUACAUGAGUCCAGGCACUGUGCAUUGGUGAACACAGUCGCAAGAAGUGAAUGUAGUUAGAUUCAAGUUUCUCUUCUAUGUUAAAAUGUCCAAGAAGCAAAGAGGGGGGGGGGUAUGGCCUUCUGUAUUUAUUUUCAAAGUAAAGAGUGUCCCUUGCAUAUAGCAUUUAAAAUUUAUUAUUCACAGGCAUCGGGUGAUAAAAAUCAUCAUCAAUUGAGAGUUCACAAAAUAAUGCACAUUGAAUUUCCGUAUCCUUUUUGCCUGAGGCGGACAGUGGGGGAAGUACCUAACAAUAGUAACAUUACAAAGUUACUAGCAAAUAUACCAUUUCUUUUUGGCUGACUCAGUGCACUGGAGAAAAGAUUAAGAUCUACGUCAUGACACAACUGGCAUAGCUCAUAACUUGGUGUAUGCUUAGCCCAUAUUUCACCACAGGGUGCUCCAGGCAAGCACUGGAAAAUGUCACAUUAUUUAAGCAAAAUGUUUCUCAGUAUGGUUUCAGUCAGUCUGAACAUACUGUCUGCCAUUUGGGAUAUGAAUCAGCGGAACUGUGUACCAACCUAGGGAUCAAUUUUAUUUGUAUUUCAUGCAACGUCAUGCUCUCAAAUAUUUAAUUGUGAUUCGUAGUAUACAUGUUGAAAGCAAUGAAAGAAAUAAUGGAGGAAACUUUUGGAAUUUUUGAUGGAGGAGUCUUUUAAUAACAUGGUUUUGCAAUAGUCUUUGCUGAAAGUGAGAAAAUGAUAAAUGAAAUGAUGGUGGGAAUUUAAAACUUUUUAUUGACGUGGGUUCGUGCUAUCGACCCUCAACGGCCAGCUGACAGGCUGUGACGUGACCAUCGUUCCAUGACAGAUGAGCAGUGUCACUGCCCAUAACUGGCAGAACAAAGGGCCUCCAGGCCUGGAAAAUAAAUAUUGCCUCUGAAGUGCCCAGUAUGACAGGUAAUAUAGGAGAGCUCUUCCAGCUGCCAUGCUGGGAUGAAGGUUGGGCAUGAAGGUGGCAUCCCUGACAGAGCCCAGGCAGCAGAGUGAUGUUUCGCCCAGUCCAGUGUGUCAAGGCGGCAGCUGGCGGUGAUGGAUGCCGGGUUGCCAACCAAGAAUGCAAGCAUAUUUCAAUAUCCCCUGGCAACGGAGGGCCGUCCCCACGGCAACUGCUCAGCAAGGGAUCGCCACACAUUAUCAAGGCGAUCAAAGCGAGUGAUCCGAGUGCCCCAAGAAUAAGCACUGCCCGCCUGUUUCCAGGUGACACCCGCAGUUAUUUGCACCCCAGGAUAAAGUGUUAUCUUGGGGGCCCGGUCUGGAAACAAGUGCGUAGCCAUUUGGCAGGGGACAUAAAAGUUUAUGUUGCCCGGAGCAGGGGUGGUAAUUGCCAAGCUGAGGCGCAGGUCAAACACAUUACCAAAUUUAUUUGGCCUGCUUGGAAGGGCAAAAAUGCAGAAACAACAUUUAACUUCUUCCAAGCAGAGCAGUUACGGUGGAAGAAACAAAUCCAUUCAAUUUCGGUCGACUUAAGGGAAAUGUCAGAGUGGGCAGUUGUGCAUAAGAGCAGCCCGAGGCCCACAAGUGCAUCACAUCAACGUUAAGUAUAUGGCUGUCAUUUGCUUGGAAUAGAUUUGGAAAGCUGCAUGGCAAAUGGCAGCCACAUAAUCUCCCACUACAGUGGUCCUUUUUCUCUCCAAUGCAUUAUGCCCUGACAUAAACACAAUUUGUCAAGGAGGCAACCCAAACAUCAGUUGACUGCUCCGAUUGUGAGACAUAUUUAGAAAGUGAUGUCAUCCCCCAAAUUUCUCCUUUAUGGGCAGCAGGCCUAGUGUGGAGUGCUGCAUGAUUAACCCCAGCAAUCUUUCAGAUGCCAGGGAGUUGAACACAGGUUAGGGAAGGAAAAUUAUUGGCAACCCUACCAACCAGCCUAACGACUUGUCUCUCAAGGAUGUUGGCAUUGUUUGCCCCAUGCACAGACAGGGUACAAACAGGUUGCCUUCGGGGCCACAACUCAUCAGAUGUGAUUGUUCAUAGCUGUUCCGGUGACACCCCCCUUGUCACGCACAUCCGUACGCGACACAAUACAAAACAGACAAGUCGUUCAAAACUUAGCCCCAGGAAAUGCCCCGAUUGUAAAGUGUGAUGGAUGUGGCAGGUAGUGAAGUAUGGUGGAGACAUUCAUUAACUUGUGCUCUGAAGCCAACAACGUUGGAAUGCCUAAUGGUCGCGGAAAUUGAGUCAUACGUCAGAGGCAAUAAGGCCGAGGAGCGGAGUAAUGGAGGGGAGUUCAUGUCCUAUUACUCCCAGGUGCUUGGGAGGCCCAUGAUACGUUAAAUGAGGAAGGGGAAGCUGGUGAUGUAAAUUUCUCCCCAGUGAGAGAUGUGUGGUGGCAGUAGUCUUGCCAUCUAUAUGGCCUUCAGAUGCAUUAACAGAUGUAGCCAUUUUAAAGGGUUGAAAAAUCAAUAAACGGGCUAACCGAAAAUGUAGUUUUCCUGGGCCCAAACAGCCCUGCACCAUGAGGGAUUUUUACAGCAGGGCUCAGGAAGACGGACAUCAAUGUAGUGACACCAGGGAUUUUCGAAGAACUUCAGGAGUACUUUGUCAUGCUUUAGCUGUUGGGAUAAGGGGAGGCAGUGUUUGCCAGACACAGGUGUGUUUGUAGGUGGUAAGUUCCAAGGUUGACUUCCUCCAGCCUGGCACUGUUUGCCGGGCUGCCUGGAAUGAAAGAUAUGUGAGAAGCGCGGUGAUGUUUAGGUGUGCGAGUUCUGUGAGGUUGGCUGCCCAAACCAAAACCCCACUCAGGUCAGCAGUGACAUCACAAAAA